AUGUCGAAGAUAAAGCCGAAAAAGACUCGAAAGCUGCGGGGACAUGUUAGCCACGGUCACGGUCGUGUUGGCAAACAUCGAAAACAUCCUGGCGGCAGAGGAAACGCAGGUUUAGAACACCAUCAUCAGAUCAACUGCGACAAGUACCAUCCUGGUUAUCUCGGUAAAGUUGGUAUGCGGCACUACCACUACAAGAAAAAUCCGUACUUCUGCCCUACGAUCAACGUCGAAAAGCUGUGGUCCCUUGUUUCUCAAGAUACAUAUGAGAAGUAUAGGGACGAUACUGACGGAAAAGCUCCCGUUAUUAACUGUCUAAAAAAGGUCCUGGGCAAAGGUGUUCUUCCAAAGGUACCUGUGAUCGUCAAGGCUCGCUUUUUCUCGCGUCGUGCAGAGGAAAAAAUACGGGCGGCUGGCGGUGCCUGUGUAUUGACCGCUUAA
This is a messenger RNA of Dicrocoelium dendriticum, 438 nucleotides long. The record is from the annotation of a GenBank genome assembly. NCBI's taxonomy places the organism in Eukaryota, Metazoa, Platyhelminthes, Trematoda, Plagiorchiida, Dicrocoeliidae.